AUGAUUACUCCGCCCAGAAAAAUCAACGACUUUCUUGAGGCGGACCUCUCAGUCCCAAAGCUGAACGAUAUCCAUUCAUGGCUCCUGAUCGUCGGACGGCCCGUUCCGCCUCGUCCGCUGAAUCAUCAGAUCUUGAUCGGCCGCAAUAUAGUGGUCACGGAGCAAGCUGAGCUGCAUCUCGUCUGGGCCAAGCACCGCAUCUUCAUCAAGCCUCUUCCAAGAUACUUGCUUGAUCUUAGCUUCUGGAACGAUUAUCUGGUCUGCCCUGCGAAAUCCCCAGAGAGCGGUUCGUCCUCGCGAAACAUAUGGAAAUGCGAAAACAACCCGGAAUGCCAUCGCAGGGAGAAACUGGCUGCUCUAGCACGUGGUUUUCUCUUCUCGUACACGGCGCUCGUGCAGCACGAGAGCGACUUCCGAAUCGCCAUCGAUCAGGGUCUCCUUCCAAGUACGGUUACGUGGGAGAGCUGGAAGAUGGUUGCUGCAGAUGUGCUGGAGAACCACACGUAUGCUGCGGUGAAUCCGCGCUAUUGGUACGGCGAGCUCCGACUGACCAGGCUGAACAAAAUCUAUCGCUUCCGGUACGGGAAGAUCUUCCGUGCCUAUUCCACCGUAGGAUUCUACAACUCGUCAGGCGACUUUUUCGCCGACAACUUGGGCAAGCUUGCCGUAUUCCUUGGAUAUGUUGUCAUGGUUCUCACAGCCAUGCAGGUUGGGCUCGCUACUGAUAAACUUCAGCCGGAUGUUGCGUUCCAAAGAGCAAGCUACGGGUUCACCGUGUUUUCUAUCCUUGCUCCUAUCCUAGCUCUAGGCAUCAUCAUCGCAGUGUUUGCAUGCUUGUCUUUCACCAACUGGACAGAAACGUGCGAUUUCCAAAAGAAAAGGUUUCGAGACAUGGGCGUGAGCAACAAGGUUAAGCCGGUACUGAACACGGAUUAA
This is a messenger RNA of Lasiodiplodia theobromae, 936 nucleotides long. RefSeq lists its product as uncharacterized. The record is from RefSeq and is a predicted model, not a curated record. The transcript has a single exon. Lineage: Eukaryota; Fungi; Ascomycota; Dothideomycetes; Botryosphaeriales; Botryosphaeriaceae. The coding region runs from base 1 to 936 and encodes 311 amino acids.